GUGGGUGGAACUGUGUUUUGGCUUCUGUGCCAACUAAGAACUGGGUUAGGUAAAGGCCUAGGCUUCUCCACAUUCCUCUCCCUCUUGGGUCCUUCGUGCAGAUGCCACAGCACCCAGUGGGCCCCUCGGAGACGAGCAUCCAAGACUGAAGAAAGUCAGCGAGCUGCAACACAGGCGUCCCGUUCGGAAGUGUCCAAGGAGACCGCCCCAAGUGCGCCAGCCGCGUCUGGGAGACUUUCCUUCUGGCCGAGAGGGGGAGCCCCGCGUUCCCGGCCGGGAGCGACCCGGAGUCCCGAGCCUCGAGCCCCAGCCGCCAGCCCGCGCCAGUAACGGCCUCAGCCGCUUAGGAAGAGGAGGGAGGGGGCCGCGAGCGCGUCGAGGGAGGGGACGGGAGCCGGAGGGUCCCGAGGCCAGCUCGCCGUUGACGUAGAGAAACUUUCCCUCUCGGCCACGGAGACGGCGCCCCGGCUGUGCCUGAGCGGAGAUCGCCCGGCCCCGAGGACGCCCGCGGCUCUCCACGCCCCUGCCCGGAGCCUGACCCGACUGUAUCCGUCAGGAAGUUAUGUGUGAUUCCAUCUGGUAUACACAAGAGAAAAGAAACCAAAGGAGAAUUUGAAUGGCAGCUGUAUAAUUGAAAGUCAAGUGUCUGCAUAUUCUUUCAACUGUAUUUGAACAUACCUACCCAGCUGUUUCCAGUUUAUUCAUUGCUCCUGAGGAUGAAAAAGUCAUGUUCUACCAGCUGAGGGAUAUAAAGUUGAAUUGAACAUCAAUUUGGUUGAUCCUCAUCAUGAACCGUGCUUUUAGUAGAAAGAAAGACAAAACAUGGAUGCAUACUCCUGAGGCUUUAUCAAAACAUUACAUUCCCUAUAAUGCAAAGUUUCUUGGCAGCACAGAAGUAGAGCAGCCCAAAGGAACAGAAGUUGUGAGAGACGCUGUAAGAAAACUAAAGUUUGCAAGACAUAUCAAGAAAUCUGAAGGCCAGAAAAUUCCCAAAGUUGAGUUGCAAAUCUCAAUUUAUGGAGUAAAAAUUCUAGAACCCAAAACAAAGGAAGUUCAACACAAUUGCCAGCUUCACAGAAUAUCAUUUUGUGCAGAUGAUAAAACUGACAAGAGGAUAUUCACUUUCAUAUGCAAAGAUUCCGAGUCAAAUAAACAUUUGUGCUAUGUAUUUGACAGCGAAAAGUGUGCUGAAGAGAUAACAUUAACAAUCGGCCAAGCAUUUGACCUGGCGUACAGGAAAUUUCUAGAAUCUGGAGGAAAAGAUGUUGAAACAAGAAAACAGAUUGCAGGGUUACAGAAAAGAAUUCAAGACUUAGAAACAGAAAAUACGGAACUUAAAAACAAAGUACAAGAUUUGGAAAACCAGUUAAGAAUAACCCAAAUAUCAACACCUCCACUGCUGCACAAAAUGUCUGAUCAUGAGCCACACGGGUUUCAGAGAUGCUCGCCCUCUUUCUGGCAUAGUACUGAUGAUUCAUCUCCCUGUCUAAAUAUUUCUUCCAUUAUUGUCACUCCUGUCAACUCUCCUGAUUCCAGACUAUCGUUGGGACUGUUAAUACCACCGCCUUCUAAACGGGGCCUUCCCAAGCCACACAGUGACAACAGCAUCCCAAGACCUCAUGCAGGCAGUGUGACAGCUAAGUCACCCUCUACUGACAUCUUUGAUAUGAUUCCAUUUUCUCCAGUAUCACACCAGUCUUCAGUACCUACUCACAAUGGCAUGCAGCCGCCUCCAGUACCUAGUCGAUCUAACGAGAUUAAACGGGACCUGUUUGGAGCAGAACCUUUUGACCCAUUUAACUGUGGAGCAGGAGAUUUCCCGCCAGACAUUCAAUCAAAACUAGAUGAGAUGCAGGAGGGGUUCAAAAUGGGACUAACUCUUGAAGGCACAGUAUUUUGUCUCGACCCUUUAGACAGCAGGUGCUGAUGUAAAGAACAAGAGGUCCUGAAUCUGUUAAAAUUGUUUGGUAUACGUAUAUAUAUAUAUAUAUAUAUAUAUAUAUAUAUAUAUAUAUCAGUCAUUAUUACUUAUGUCAGGUAUUAUAAAUGUGCCAAUAUAUUUUUGAGUCUCUUAACUUUUUGAGAAUUAUUUCAGUAAAAUUUCCUGAUGUAUUCACUGUUGAUCUGUAACAUUUUGCUUUAAAAAUUCACUGUAAAUUAAAUCAUACUUUUAUGUUCCUUUCAGUUUGUUUGUAGAAUUUAUAAUUGAAAGACAGAUUACCCAAAUAUCUGCCUUAAUAUGCUCAUUCUCUAGGCUGCUAGUUUAUUAUUAAUUUCUCAAAAGUCAUACCUAAAAGAUACCUUUCAGAAUCCUAAGAGAUAUACCAAUGCCAAACUAAAUAUGUUCUAUAUUCAAACCAAUAAACAUGUUACCAUUCAUUAGACAGAUAUCAUUUUAUGUAUGAAAUGUUGUUCAUAUUAUUGGGAAAAUGUGAACAUUGAAUAUAACACCACCAUAUCAUUUUUAACAGGUAAAAUAACAGAAAUAUAAAUUCCAAUAAUUAAACUAAAUGUGUUUAGAGUUGUUAUUAUUAAGUUCAAGGUAAUAAUGUUAGUUAUUAUUAUCAGCUAUACUCUAAAUAUUUUAUUUCAUCCAUAAAGAUUGUGGAACAAUAAAAGCUUGCUAUUCACAAAGGACUUAAAAUUUAGUUCCUAUCAAGAUAAGUUACAUUACUAAACAUCUAAAUGUCAUUUGAUCUGAUGUUUCCUAAAAAUGAUUUGGACUAUAUACCGCCUAUAGUUGCAGCAUCUAUUACCCAUAUUUACUUUACCAAAUAAAUUUUUUCUCACUGAAUACGACUAUUCUUCUUAUAUUUCUCCAUUGAUUAAAAUAUUUUCUCACCAAGGUUUAUUUUGUGAUAGCCCAUUAAUUCUGAUACUUUAAGAAAUCUAUGGCACCUUUUCUUUAUGAAUUAUCAAUAUUAUUUAGCAAAUUUAAUGUUUUUUCUGUUAAAGUCAGGAUCUCAUUUUUGAAAUGAAUGAAACUUCUGUUCAGUUUAGUCUUUAUCCUGAACAAUAACAUUUUCUUGCACCUGAUUCUUGUGCUGGUGAACUUCAGCUUUUAAAAAAAAAAAAAAAUGUUUUCUACAUCUUCACCCGUUAUGUAACAGACUCUAAUUUAUACAGAGUGUAGCAAAAAUUUAUGGUCAGAUAUAUAAUUUGGUUUAUCUCAUUAUAAGAAAAGUAAAUUAAAUUAAUGAAAAUGUGAGCUUAGAUAGAAGGUAGAUCUCAAAAAUUUUUCUUUUCUUUUAGUCAUGGAAAUUUUCUUCAUGUGCUAAAGGUACAUUUUCACUAGGAACAGAAAUCAAAUAUGCUUAUGCAAUAUUAUAUUUGUAUGUGUCUCGUAAUAUUCUCUGGUCUAUAUAAGCCUUCCUGUUUGUUUUCUGUUAUCUGUUCAGUUGUACUUUAAUUAGAGGGUAGUGUAUGUUUCAUAAAGAAGAGUCUUUGUAAUUUUGUUUGUCCUAUAGUAUUUUGGAAUUUGUAUAAUGAGGAUGUUUAGAAGCCCUAUCAAUGGAUUUUUUUAACAGAUAGAAUUUGUAUUUUUAUCGUACUUUAAAAAGCUUUAUGUAAUAGGUAUAUAUUUAGUGGCAAUUUAUUAUCAAUGGCAACGCAAUAGAGUACUUUGCACAUUUAAAAUGUUACUUUACUGAUUUUUAAAGGUAAUCAGUCCUGCUACGGCAUGAUUAAAUAGUAUAUAUAAUUGGUCAUUAUUAUAAACAUUGUAUUUCACCGGUGCAUUUUUAUGAAGAUCCAGUUGCAAAUUGUAUUUCUAUGUAAACUCAAUGAUAUGUUUGAUUUUCCUGAGAAUAAAUGAUUUUAAAUAAACUAAAUUGUAUAAUUUAUAUUUGUAUAUGUUAUAACUCAUUAAGUAAUCUCUAAUUCAUUUAGAAA
Messenger RNA from Capra hircus (goat), 3891 nucleotides. RefSeq names its product GULP, engulfment adaptor PTB domain containing 1 (gene GULP1). The transcript is spliced from 14 exons. Bases 788 to 1927 code for a protein of 379 amino acids. The record is from RefSeq and is a predicted model, not a curated record. NCBI's taxonomy places the organism in Eukaryota, Metazoa, Chordata, Mammalia, Artiodactyla, Bovidae.